Caenorhabditis angaria is the source of this 1278-nucleotide messenger RNA. The record is from the annotation of a GenBank genome assembly. NCBI's taxonomy places the organism in Eukaryota, Metazoa, Nematoda, Chromadorea, Rhabditida, Rhabditidae.
AUGGCACCAAACCAAAACGAGAAGAAAAUCAUCAACGAAAAAGUUGCUCAAGUUCGUGAAGUUGUUGACAACGCCACUAACAAUGACAUCAUUAUGGUUCUUCACACUUUUGAUUUAGAUGUAAAUAAAACUAUCCAAGCUUUCUGUGAAGGUAAGAGUUUUUAAAAAAUAUUCUCAGACUUUUUAAAUUUCAAAAUCGUAUUUUAGAUGGUGCUGCCAGUAUUUUGGGAGAUUGGGUAACAUCAGGAGGUGCUAGUGUUGCCAGUAAAAACAAGAAGAACAAGAAUAAGAAGGCAAAAGCAUCGGUUGCAUCAUCAGCCGAAACUGUCACCUCUACACCAUCCACCGCCACCACACCACCAGUUCAACAACAAAAACCGGCAAAAACUCAAACAGCCGCUCCAGUUCGUCAGGAGCAACCAUCGGUAAAUAAACCAGCGGCAGCUCCAGCUCCAGCUUCCAAUGAUCCACUCAGUGUUGCGUUCAAAGCACUUCGCACCGCGUUGAACGACCGUGAGAAACAAUUGAAGGCGGGUAAUCAAAAAUCGCUUUCACUCGACACAUCAGCUCUUGUCAAAUCGAUUUUGGCAUUUGGAGAGAGCUCGGCUCAAUCGAAACCAACUCAAAAACCAACACAACAACAACAGCAAAAGACUGUGUCACCACCACCAGCUUCGGCUCCAAUCAAACAUGCCACUAGUCAAUCAAGCAUCACAAGCUCGGUUGGAGCUGAUUCCGGUGUUAACUUGAGCCCAACUCACAAGGGUAAGUUAGAAAUAUAUUGAAUUUUCAACAAAAUCUUGUCCUGAAAUGGCUCAAAAAUAAAAAGAAACUCACAAAUUACCGCUCUAUCCUAUUUUAGAAAUGACCAAAAGGGAAACAGUUCACGUGAAUUUUGAAAUGAUUUUUUAUAUGAGCCCUGAAUUUUUGUAGUGAAAAAAACUAAAAUUCAAGCCAAAAAAAAUUUUUGGUCAUUAUUUCUUCUCGUGACAAUUUAAAUAAAUCUCUCAUUUUCCAGAAGAGAAGAAGGCACCAGCAAAACCACAACAAACCGUUGUCUCAAACGGUCUCCAAAUGACAGCCGAUGGUCUUUCACAAGCUCAAUUGGCUGCUCUUCAACAAACUCUUACUCUUCAACUCGCUGCUCGCGGUCUCGAUGCGUCAGUCUUGACAUCAUCCGAAAAUGUGGUUCGUCGACCAAGAAACAACAACAAAAACGAGAACAAAAAGGGUGGUAAUCACGGCAAACCACAACAACCAAAAUUGACAAUUUUGUAA